AUGGAUGAUGAAACCAACCUCUCUUCUUCGGGCGAGGUCUCUGGGACAGAGACCGUCAGCAACCAUGUCGGUCCUGGUGUGAGUAAUAAUACCCAGACUGUUAACAACCCGUUCAGCACUGGCUUGGGCAAUGCAACUCAGGUCAACAACCCGUUCGGCACUGGCAUGGGACAUGGCGCCCAGGUCAAUAACCCGUUUGGCACUGGCAUAAUCCAUGGCACGCAGAUCAGCAACCCGUUCGGAUCUGGCACGAUCAAUGGCUCGCAUGCCACCAACAACCCGUUUGGCUCUAGUAUGAGCAACGGCCCUCGGGCUGCCAACAACCCCUUUCGUUCUGGAGUGGGCCAUGCCCCCCAGACUACCAACCCUUUCCGCUCUGGCUGGGUAACCCCUCCCAGACCAACAACCCUUUCGGCUCUGGCGUGGGUACAGUCCCCCAGACAAUCAACAACCCGUUCCGGUCUGACCAGCAAUCCUUUUUCUUCUGGAGUGGGCAGUGUCCCCCAGACCAUCAACAACCCUUUCCGUCGCACCGCCAUCGAGGACGGCCUCUUGACUCCCAAUGGGGGACUGACCAACGGUCACUCCCACGGGAACGAAUCGCGCGCCCCCCCACCCCACGGACUUCAACCCUCUCUACCGCGCACCGGGCGAGGCCCUCGAGACCAGCCUCGACGCCAUCUUGGCGGGGGGCAACGAGGACGCUGA
Molecule: messenger RNA, 708 nt
Organism: Penicillium mononematosum
Lineage: Eukaryota; Fungi; Ascomycota; Eurotiomycetes; Eurotiales; Aspergillaceae
Exons: 2
Coding region: 1-708 (235 amino acids)
Source: RefSeq, a predicted model, not a curated record